GUUUCCGGUGGCUCGUCGCGCUCGCUCACUCCAGCUGCAGCCACUCUCGCCCGUGGCUGCUUCCUCCAUCCUGGUAUUUUUUGGAGCCUCCAUCCUGGUUCUUCCAAAGUGCCCGGACCCAAAACAGGAAAGCAUUGCAGAGUUAGGAACAUGGGAGAGAAGCAAUCUGGAUAACAUGAAAGUGAUGCUGGUGACUAAGGGAAGGCGACUUGAUUCUGUGGGAAGGGCUAUAGCUGAUCCAUCUGUUGUCCAGAUUUGAGUAUGAGCACAGUUGAAGAGGAUUCUGACACAGUAACAGUAGAAACUGUGAACUCUGUGACUUUGACUCAGGACACAGACGGGAACCUCAUUCUUCAUUGCCCUCAGAAUGAAGCUGAUGAAAUAGACUCAGAAGAUAGUACUGAACCUCCGCAUAAAAGACUUUGUUUGUCUUCUGAGGAUGAUCAGAGUAUUGACGAUUCUACUCCUUGCAUAUCAGUUGUUGCACUCCCACUUUCAGAAAAUGAUCAGAGCUUUGAGGUGACGAUGACUGCAACCACAGAGGUGGCAGAUGAUGAAAUUACUGAAGGAACUGUGACACAGAUCCAGAUUCUACAGAAUGAGCAACUAGAUGAAAUAUCUCCCUUGAGUAAUGAGGAAGUUUCAGCAGUUAGCCAAGCAUGGUUUACAACUAAAGAAGAUAAAGAUUCUCUGACUAACAAAGGACAUAAAUGGAAGCAGGGGAUGUGGUCCAAGGAAGAAAUUGAUAUUUUGAUGAGCAAUAUUGAACGCUAUUUGAAGGCACGUGGAAUAAAAGAUGCUACAGAAAUCAUCUUUGAGAUGUCAAAAGACGAAAGAAAAGAUUUCUACAGGACUAUAGCAUGGGGUCUGAACCGGCCUUUGUUUGCAGUUUAUAGAAGAGUGCUUCGCAUGUAUGAUGACAGAAACCAUGUGGGAAAGUAUACACCUGAAGAAAUUGAAAAGCUCAAGGAGCUCCGGAUAAAGCAUGGCAAUGACUGGGCAACAAUAGGGGCGGCACUAGGAAGAAGUGCAUCUUCAGUCAAAGAUCGCUGCCGACUGAUGAAGGAUACUUGCAAUACAGGGAAGUGGACAGAAGAGGAAGAAAAGAGACUUGCAGAGGUGGUUCAUGAAUUGACCAGCACUGAGCCAGGUGAUAUAGUCACACAGGGUGUGUCUUGGGCAGCUGUGGCUGAACGAGUAGGUACCCGCUCAGAAAAGCAAUGUCGUUCUAAAUGGCUCAACUACCUGAACUGGAAACAAAGUGGGGGUACUGAGUGGACCAAGGAAGAUGAAAUCAAUCUCAUCCUCAGGAUAGCAGAGCUUGAUGUAGCUGAUGAGAAUGAUAUAAACUGGGAUCUACUAGCUGAGGGAUGGAGCAGUGUCCGCUCACCACAAUGGCUUCGAAGUAAAUGGUGGACCAUCAAAAGGCAGAUUGCAAACCACAAGGAUGUUUCGUUCCCUGUCUUAAUAAAAGGUCUUAAACAGUUACAUGAGAACCAAAAAAACAACCCAACGCUUUUGGAGAAUAAAUCAGGAUCUGGAGUUCCAACCAGUAAUUCCAACGCCAGUGUACAGCAUGUUCAGAUCAGAGUCGCCCGCUUGGAAGAAAAUACAGCUAUCUCUCCAAGCCCCAUGACGGCCCUGCAGAUUCCAGUACAGAUCACUCAUGUUUCUUCAACAGACUCCCCUGCUGCUACUGUUGACUCAGAAACCAUAACACUAAACAGUGGAACACUACAAACAUUUGAGAUUCUCCCAUCUUUUCAUUUACAGCCUACUGGCACUCCAGGUACCUAUCUACUUCAGACAGGCUCAAGUCAAGGCCUGCCCCUAACGCUGACCGCUAGUCCCACAGUAACCCUGACAGCUGCUGCUCCUGCUUCUCCCGAACAGAUCAUCGUCCAUGCUUUAUCUCCAGAACAUUUGUUGAACACAAGUGAGAACGUCACAGUGCAGUGUCACACACCAAGAGUCAUCAUCCAGACUGUUGCCACAGAGGACAUCACUUCUUCCAUUUCCCAGGCAGAAUUGACAGUAGAUAGUGACAUUCAAUCAGCUGAUUUUCCUGAGCCUCCAGAUGCUCUAGAAGCAGACACUUUCCCAGAUGAAAUCCAUCAGCCUAAAAUGAUUGUAGAGCCAUCAUUUAAUGAUGCCCAUAUAUCCAAAUUCAGUGACCAAAAUAGCACAGAACUGAUGAAUAGUGUUAUGGUCAGAACAGAAGAAAUCUCUGACACUGACCUUAAACAAGAAGACGAAUCCCCCUCUGACUUAGCCAGUUCUUAUGUCACUGAGGAUUUAGAGUCUUCUGCCAUAGAAGAACAAGUUGAUCAAACAAUUGAUGAUGAAACAAUACUUAUUGUACCUUCAGCACACGGCUUUAUCCAGGCAUCUGAUGUUCUAGAUUCUGUCUUGCCUUUGACAGCACUAACAGAUCCCAUAUUCCAACAUCAUCGAGACGAGUCAAAUAUCAUUGAAUCAUCUUUGUGCAGUCCUGUUUCAGAAGACUCAAAGGAUGUAGAGGACUUGGUAAACUGUCAUUAG
Chrysochloris asiatica (Cape golden mole) is the source of this 2541-nucleotide messenger RNA. RefSeq names its product cyclin D binding myb-like transcription factor 1 (gene DMTF1). Gene Ontology annotation, molecular function: DNA-binding transcription factor activity, RNA polymerase II-specific; RNA polymerase II cis-regulatory region sequence-specific DNA binding. Gene Ontology annotation, biological process: regulation of transcription by RNA polymerase II. Bases 262 to 2541 code for a protein of 759 amino acids. Lineage: Eukaryota; Metazoa; Chordata; Mammalia; Afrosoricida; Chrysochloridae. The record is from RefSeq and is a predicted model, not a curated record. The transcript has 18 exons. Gene Ontology annotation, cellular component: nucleus.